This is a messenger RNA of Rhipicephalus microplus (southern cattle tick), 291 nucleotides long. RefSeq lists its product as uncharacterized. The record is from RefSeq and is a predicted model, not a curated record. Lineage: Eukaryota; Metazoa; Arthropoda; Arachnida; Ixodida; Ixodidae.
AUGCUUGUUCCUUUCACACUGGUGGCCGUGACCCUACUUUGUGGCCUGUCCUCGGCGCAAUACGGCGGAGGCGGGUUCGGAUCUGGAGGCUUCAAAUCCGGAGGAGGCUAUGGCGGACAAGGAAGCGGCUAUGAAUAUGGUGGAGGCUAUGGUGAACAAGGCGGCGGCUACGAAUCCGGAGGAGGCUAUGGACAAGGUGGCGGCUAUGAAUCGGGAGGAGGUUACAAGAGCCCCAUGACGGGUUCUUAUGGUGGAGGAGGUUUCAAGCCCGUGCCAAAUCCGUAUGGUUGA